CAUAAAAAAUCUGUCUUAUUUAAAAUCCAACCAAUUUAAAAUAUGUAUAUUUAAGACUCAAAUCCAAAUCUCUAUAAAAACCGCACCCAUUCACAACUCUAAUCCUCAUCUAGUCUUACCUUCCUUAUGCAUACUCUAUAAAAUAAAAAAAAAACAUAAUAUUUAAUAAUUCACAUAAUUAGGAAUUGGUAGAAUAGUAGUAGACUACUAGUAACGAUUUCCCCGAGUAUGCCCCGAGUAUGAAAAAGAAUUGGGUCCCCAAUAAAGCUAACCCAACCCCAUCCUUCUUUUAUUUAUUACUCUUUACAUUUGGCAAUAACCAACCUGUCACUCUAUCCCUUCUCUCUCUUCAUCCUCCCGGCUCCCAUAGAAUCCGGAUAACUCCCUCCUCUACCAGACCCGGUAUCCAGACCCGGUAUCCAGACCCGGGAUUACUUUCUCUUCCUUCUACAUAAAAAUCUUUUUCUUUCCAUAAAUGUCUUAGGUUCUAUUAUUCCAUUUCCAUCUUUAACUAUCCUCCAUUGUUAACUAAACCAAGUUUUUCUUCCAGAACCUUAUAGUUAUAGGAAUCCGAAAAUGGUGUCGGUUGAAGAUACCCACUCCAAUUCUACCCGAAUACAUUCCAUCUACUCCACUUUUCACUCACCAUCUUCUUUAUCUUCUUCAUCUUCUACCAAGAUAUGGCGUGAAAGAGGCCGCUCUAUGAGAACAAUACGCUCUACUAUCUUCUCUCCUUCUAGGGAAUCUGAUACACAAUCAUCAAUCCUUCCUCCUACUGGAACCAGCACUUUUGUUUCUGAAAACCUCACUGAUUCCGUCAUUGAUAUCCGUCUUGGUGAGCUCGCUUCUCGAACUGCUAAGUCUCUCAAAUCAUCUUUUGCUGAGGAAGAUUUUGGCCUUCUUGAUGAUCUUUCUAGAUCAUUCAGCGACUAUUCUGUUUGUAGCAGUGAUAUAUCCGGUGAAUUACAACGGCUAGCGGCGACGGCGCUUAUUGGGCCGAGUACGGAUGAAAUGGAUCUAGAACCCGAACCAUGUGAAGGUUUUCUUCAAAGAGAAACUUUCUCGACUGAAAUAAUCGAGAGUAUUUCGCCGGAAGAUCUUCAACCAACUGUGAAACUAUGUGUUGAUAGCUUAAACUCUCCUUCGGCGGCGAUCAAGCGUUCUGCGGCGGCGAAACUCCGAUUACUUGCAAAGAAUCGGGCUGAUAAUAGGGUUUUGAUAGCAGAAACAGGUGCAGUUCCGGGUUUGGUGCCGCUCCUGAAAUCAACUGAUCCAUGGACUCAAGAACAUGCAGUAACAGCGUUGCUGAAUUUAUCUCUCCAUCCGGAUAAUAAACGUCCAAUUGCAGAAACUUCCGGAACAAUAAAAUCCCUAAUUUAUGUGUUGAAAACAGGGACGGAAAAUUCGAAGCAGAAUGCGGCAGCAGCUUUGAUGAGUUUAGCUAUGGUGGAUGAAGAGACGCGCUUAACCAUAGGUGCUUCGGGUGCGAUUCCACCUUUGGUUGCUCUUCUUUUAAAUGGAAACGCGCGAGGAAAGAAGGAUGCGCUGACGACAUUGUAUAAGCUGUGCUCAGCGAAGCUGAAUAAAGAGCGUGCUGUGAAGGCGGGUGCUGUUGUGCCAUUGGUGGAGUUGGUGGCGGAUCAGGGCAGUGGGAUGGCGGAGAAGGCGAUGGUGGUGUUGAGUAGUUUGGCAGGGAUAGAGCUUGGGAGGGCGGCUAUAGUGGAGGAAGGCGGAAUAGUGGCGUUGGUGGAGGCAGUGGAAGAGAGUUCGGCGAAAGGGAAGGAGUUUGCGGUGGUGACAUUGCUGCAAUUAUGUGGGGAAAAUGUAAGGAAUAGAGGAUUGCUGGUUGCUGAAGGUGGUAUUCCUCCUCUUGUUGGUUUAUCUCAGACUGGUACUGCUAGAGCUAAGCAUAAGGCCGAAACACUUCUUGGAAUCUUGAGGGAACCAAGGAAACAAGAGAUAGCCUCAUCGUCGAGCCCUUAACAGCGAAUCGAACAGUGUUAACUCUGUGGUUGUGGUUGUUAGUUUCCGUAAAAUUGUAUAUAUAGUAAGGAGGAAUGGUCUGUUUUUGGUGGCGUCUAGUUUCUUGUACAGUGCGGUUUUGUCAACCGGAGAAUCUGAAAUCUUAUCAGUAGGAGUUGCAUUGAGAUGUUGAAGCUAACUUAGAUAUUCUUUAGUUUGCAAAUAGGUUUGCUGUUCAUCGUCUCCAAAUAUCUUAUCUUGUUGUCGUCUUCUGCCCUUUUUUCUUCUCCACAUAUUUGGAGAUGACACAAGCUUUAGCAUAUUUCGUUUUCGCCUCUGUGAAAGCACGGGCUUGAUCGGGUUCUGGCCCGUGAGGUUUUGUUUUGGUGGUCUGAAAACUUGUAACAAAAAUAUUUGUAGAUGUGCCCAGAAAAUGUAGCUGAUGGAGACAAGAGGGUGCUUGUUAUCCCAUCUUUGCACAUUGUAUUUUCUUUUUCUUACUUAUUUUUUGGGGCAUUUGUGGAAGGCAUACAUGUGUAAUGUUUGGAUGUAAAAUUAUUAAUCCAAUUUUAUGUUAGGUGGUUGGUUGUUGUGAUUCAAA
Messenger RNA from Amaranthus tricolor (Joseph's coat), 2563 nucleotides. RefSeq names its product U-box domain-containing protein 4-like. Bases 577 to 1983 code for a protein of 468 amino acids. The transcript has 2 exons. Gene Ontology annotation, molecular function: protein binding. NCBI's taxonomy places the organism in Eukaryota, Viridiplantae, Streptophyta, Magnoliopsida, Caryophyllales, Amaranthaceae. Gene Ontology annotation, cellular component: nucleus; cytoplasm. The record is from RefSeq and is a predicted model, not a curated record.